AUGUCUACAACUGAUAUGUCCCGAGUGCUGGACAUCCUCCGCUCACUUUAUCGGCAUAUACAGACACUGGAGGAGUUUGCGGACAGCAUUGUCUUCAGAGAGGGACAGAAAGCAGUCCUCAUUCAGCAGUCUGACACAAACCGCUUCAAAUCCUUCGUCCGGGGCGUUUAUGUUUGCUUUGACAAAGAACUACAGCAAGUGCCAAGCUGCAACCAGAUCUGCACUUUGCCUGAACUGCUGGCCUUUGUUCUUAACAGUCUGAAAAGAAAGAGAAAAAAAAACGUCCUGGCACACGGCUACAAUUAUUUGUCCCUGGCCAAGGAGGAGCGGGAUGCGGACCAUUUCAAAUUCCAAGGAGAUGUAACUCAAAGUGGGGCCUACAUACAUGGCAGCGAUCUGUGGAAGAAGGUCACGAUACGUCUUGGCACAGACAUCACACGCUACCUGUUUGAGAGCUGUUCUGUGUUUGUGACAGUUCCUCCUUCGUGCGUUUUCCAGUUGUGUGGAGUUCCUGUUUAUGACAAGGUGUCCAUGACUACUGCCUCUUCUGGGUUUUAUUUACAGUCUCGAUCCAGGACACAUAAUAGUACUCAACUUGGAAGGUAUCGAGGUGUAGUGACCAUGAAAAGGAAAAAGAAAGCUGAAAAUCCUACUAUCAGCAAGAAAAGGAAAAAAAGAGAUGUCAGAGUGCAGCGUGGUAAAAGGCAGAGAGAUAUUGAUCAAAAGGAUGAGGAAGAUGUUAUUUGUUCUGCAAAGAGGAGACGGGUAGGACAGCAUGAACCUACACAGGAAAUCCAACACGUUUGCUAUCAAGCAGCAGAGGAAGGGCAGCCGAUGUCGGUAGAAACAACAGCAUCUCUAAAGCCUCUGGAAAAUAGCAGUAAAGGUUCUAAACAGCCUGUUGAAACAACCACCGUUCCCUUGGAGGGAGGACCCAGUUGGAGAACAGGGAUUUUCCCCCCUUUGCCUCAUUCACAAUGCUUUAUCCGCACACUGGGAUUCCUGUAUGGGGGCAGGGGCAUGCGUGGCUUUAUUCUCAACAGGAAGAAGAAGAGUGCUGAGGGAUCUAGAAGACUACAAGGGCAAGAUAUGGUUAGAGUAGUUUUUUUUGAGGGACUGGUGUAUCUCAACGGGCUUGAGAGAAAGCCAAAGAAACUCCCCCAGCGCUUUUUUAACAUGGUCCCCCUGUUUAGCCGGCUGCUGCGUCAUCACAGGAGAUGCUCCUACAGCAAAAUACUGCAGAGGAUGUGCCCACUGGUAGAGGAGAGAGAUGGAGGACAGGGGGAAGUAAGUACCCUCCUGCCCCAACACUGUGCACCUCACCGGGUCUACCUGUUCGUCAGGGAGUGCCUCUCCUCUGUGAUCCCACCAGAGCUGUGGGGCUCUGUCCACAACCGACUUAAUUUCUUUGCCAGGGUCAGGGGCUUCUUGCGUAGUGGCAAGUUUGAGAGGCUCUCUCUGGCUGAGCUGAUGUGGAAGAUGAAGUUAAAUGACUGUGACUGGUUAAAGAUCAGUAAGACAGGCCGGUUCCCACCCAGUGAGCUUGCAUAUCGGACACGGGUCCUGGGUCAGCUCCUGGCUUGGCUUCUCGACGGCUAUGUUGUUGGCCUGGUGCGAGCCUGUUUCUAUGUCACUGAGAGUAUGGGGCAGAAGAACGCCCUCAGGUUCUACAGACAGGAAGUCUGGGCCAAACUGCUGGAAUUAGCCUUCAGAGGUCACCUCUCUAAGGGCCAGAUGGAGGAGUUGACUCCAGCUCAGGUGGCGUCCCUGCCCAAAACCACUGUCAUCUCCCGUCUUCGCUUCAUUCCAAAGACUGAUGGCAUGAGACCUAUCACACGAAUUGUAGGAGUAGAUGCCAAAACGAGGCUCUACAGAGGGUGUGUGCGGGACCUGCUGGAUAUGCUCCGGGCCUGUGUGAGCUCCAAUCCGUCUCUCCUGGGCUCCACAGUGUGGGGGAUGACCGAUAUCCACAAGGUUUUGAGCUCUCUGGCUCCAACCCAGAAGGACAAACCACAGCCCCUUUACUUUGUUAAGGUGGAUGUGAGUGGAGCCUAUGAGAGUUUACCUCAUGACAAACUCAUCGAGGUGAUUGGCCAGGCCCUGGCACCUGUUCAUGAUGAGCUUUUUACCAUACGCCGCUAUGCCAAGAUAUGGGCAGAUUCCCACGAGGGCCUGAAAAAGUCCUUUCUUAGACAGGCAGAUAUCCUGGAGGAUAACAUGGGCUCCACCAGCAUGAAAGGAUUUGUGAUGUCACUGCAGAAAAGAGGCAGAGCUCAUCACUCCAUACUGGUAGAGCAGCAUUUCUGCUCAGAUCUUCAAGGCAGAGAGGCACUGCAGUCCUUCACCCAAAUGCUAACUGGCAGCGUUGUUCAGUUUGGGAAGAAAACGUAUCGUCAGUGCAGAGGGAUUCCUCAGGGAUCAGUUGUGUCAAGUCUGCUCUGCUGUCUCUGCUAUGGUCAUAUGGAGAACGUCCUGUUCAAAGACAUUAUUAAAAACAAAGGAUGUUUGAUGAGACUGGUGGAUGAUUUCCUACUGAUCACUCCAGACCUAAAUGAAGCACAACGUUUUCUCAAGAUCUUGCUGCCUGGGGUGCCACAGUAUGGUCUGGUGGUCAACCCACAGAAGGUGGCGGUCAACUUUCAAGUGUCAGCAGACGUUGGCUCUUGUCCCGGCAUUUGCAUGCUGCCGCCUCGUUGCCUCUUCCCCUGGUGUGGCUUGCUGGUGGACACACACUCGUUGGACGUCCAUAAAGAUUAUUCCAGCUAUGCAGGCCUGUCUCUGCGCUACAGUCUUACUUUGGGCUCUUUCCACUCACCUGGACAGCAAAUGAGGAGGAAACUAAUGGCUGUCCUCAGACUCAAGUGCCAUGCCCUGUUCAUGGACCUGAAGACCAAUUCUCUCGAGGCAGUCUACAAGAACAUCUACAAGCUGGUGCUGCUUCAUGCGUGCAGGUUCCAUGUGUGCGCCCAGAGUUUACCCUUUGGUCAGACUGUUGCUAAGAACCCUGCCUACUUCCUGCAAAUGAUUUGGGACAUGGCCAAGUAUGUCAAUCAACUCAUCAGGCUCAGCAACAAAGGACUGAUGUUAGGCUGUAAGGCCCAGACAGGCAUUGUGCAGUACGAAGCAGUGGAGCUGCUUUUCUGUCUUUCGUUUCUGCUUGUACUGUCACAACACCGUUCUUGCUAUAAGGAUCUCAUCCGGCACCUGCACAAACGGAAGCGCAGUCUGGAGCGGUGUCUGGGGGAUUUGAGAUUGGCCAGGGUCAGACAAGCCACUAACCCCAGGACCCCUGUCGACUUCUUGGCCAUCCAGACUUAGGCAUCAUUUUGGCCCAUUUUAACCUUCCAGCAAAACCAACAAAGCCACACUGAAAGGUAUGGAUAAGUAUUUAGUCCAGCUUCUCU
This is a messenger RNA of Scomber scombrus (Atlantic mackerel), 3404 nucleotides long. It is a transcript of the gene tert, whose product is annotated as telomerase reverse transcriptase. Gene Ontology annotation, cellular component: telomerase catalytic core complex. Lineage: Eukaryota; Metazoa; Chordata; Actinopteri; Scombriformes; Scombridae. The record is from RefSeq and is a predicted model, not a curated record. Gene Ontology annotation, biological process: telomere maintenance via telomerase. Bases 1 to 3318 code for a protein of 1105 amino acids. Gene Ontology annotation, molecular function: telomeric repeat DNA binding; telomerase RNA binding. The transcript has 16 exons.